AUGAAAGACGAGCACGCUUAUUGUUCUCAUGUGGAGGCAGAGCCAGAUGGCAAACCAUGGUAUAACGACAUCAAGUUGUAUUUGGAGAAGAGGGAGUAUCCCCAAGGCAUCGCGAGUAAUCAAAAGAAAACCAUCCUAAGAAUGGCCAAUGGUUUCUUCCUGAACAAAGAAAUACCGUAUAAGCGGAUGCCGGAUUUGGGUUUGCUCCAAUGUGUAGAUACUGCUGAAGCCACAAAGCUAUUAGAAGAAAUACACGCUGGGACUUGUGGGCCUCAUAUGAAUGGUUUUGGGCUGGCCAAGAAAAUCAUUCAGGCAGGAUAUUACUGGAUAACGAUGGAAAGCUAUUGUUGCCAAUUUGUAUAA
Lycium barbarum (goji berry) is the source of this 363-nucleotide messenger RNA. RefSeq lists its product as uncharacterized. The transcript has a single exon. The record is from RefSeq and is a predicted model, not a curated record. Bases 1 to 363 code for a protein of 120 amino acids. NCBI's taxonomy places the organism in Eukaryota, Viridiplantae, Streptophyta, Magnoliopsida, Solanales, Solanaceae.